Molecule: messenger RNA, 726 nt
Organism: Funneliformis geosporum
Lineage: Eukaryota; Fungi; Glomeromycota; Glomeromycetes; Glomerales; Glomeraceae
Source: the annotation of a GenBank genome assembly
AUGUCACAACGAACAUACAAGUACGUAGACGUUUCAUGGCGACUUCAUCAAUUGAAAAAGAGUAGUCUCUUUGAACAGACUAGUAGAAUUUGUAGAACUGGAAGCACUUCGUGGCUACAGUUUGCGAACGCUUCAAAGUCAGGAGUCGAAAACACUCUGUUAGUGAUUACGAGGCAGAACCAAGUGUCAGCGACUUACCGGCAGUCAGAUACUUGGACUGAGAUAGGGGCAUCCACAACUGGGGUUGUCACGUGUACCAUUCGUCGUUGGCGACGAGCCAAAUCUUGUCAUAAUCACUAUCAGUUAUCAUCCCAAUUGGUCGUAUGUGCUGUUGGUGGUAUGGUGCCUUGCGGAGCCAUUCCCACUGAAAAACUGGUGAAUCAAGUUCAUCGUGUGAAAAUGUUCGAAAUCUAUCUGAAGAUGACCAUUUUGAUGAAACAACACCCAUAUAAAUCUUCUCAAACAAGAAGGAAUUUCUCGUUAAAUAUUUCGGAUGGAAUACGAAUGAGCUCUGAAUAUCAAUAUGAUGUUUGUUUCCAUACAUUGUUUAAGCUUAAUUUAGGGUCUCGCCAAUUACCAAGUUUCUUUAUAAUUUUAGAUGAUGUAGAAUCUGAUAAAAUCAAAGUUGACGAUAAUGAUUCUGAGUCAGUCGUUGAACAUGUCAAAGAGAUUAUUCGAAAAUUAAGUCCAGAAUGCGACACGAUUGAUAUUUUAUUAGAAUUAUAG